Plasmopara halstedii is the source of this 1341-nucleotide messenger RNA. Its product is annotated as glycoside hydrolase. Bases 1 to 1341 code for a protein of 446 amino acids. Gene Ontology annotation, molecular function: protein binding. Gene Ontology annotation, biological process: maturation of SSU-rRNA from tricistronic rRNA transcript (SSU-rRNA, 5.8S rRNA, LSU-rRNA). Lineage: Eukaryota; Oomycota; Peronosporomycetes; Peronosporales; Peronosporaceae. Gene Ontology annotation, cellular component: nucleolus; small-subunit processome. The record is from RefSeq and is a predicted model, not a curated record. The transcript is spliced from 7 exons.
AUGAAGGUCAAGACAAUCUCUCGUGUUGAGAAGGAAUUUACGCAAGAAGUGCAAUCGGAUAAGCUCAAAGUCUUUCGUAAUUAUGAUCCUGCACUUCAUCCAUUUGAACGACCACGUGAGUACAUUCGAGCACUUAAUGCUGUCAAGCUUGAGCGGAUGUUUGCCAAACCAUUUGUUGGAGCUCUUGAUGGUCAUUGCGACGGUGUGACAGCAUUAGCAACAAAUCCAAAAAGUUUAGUUGCUUUUGUGAGUGGUGCAGCUGAUGGUGAAGUGCGUGUAUGGGAUUUACCUCGACGUAAAUGUGUCUGGAAUGUAUAUGGACACCGUGGCUUUGUCCGUGGAUUAGCUGUUGCUGUUGAUGGCAAUAGUUUUUACUCAUGUAGUGAAGACAAGACAGUGAAACAAUGGGCGCUACGUAUUAAGGAGGAGGAUGAAGGUGUUCCAACGCCAUUGACUACAUUUACAUCGAAAGAACCAUUUUUAGGUAUUGAUCAUCACUGGUCGGAGAACAUAUUUGCCACUUGUGGCUCCAAAGUACAAGUAUGGGAUCCUUCUCGCUCAACGCCUACACAUGAAUUUGCAUGGGGAGCAGAUUCCAUUACGUCGGUGCAUUUUAAUCCAGCAGAAGCAUCGCUCCUUGCAUCUACAGGAUCCGAUCGUAAUAUCACGCUCUAUGAUAUCCGUUUGGCAUCGUCAAUGCGUAAAAUUGUGAUGGAAAUGCGGUCAAAUGCGCUUGCAUGGAAUCCUAUGGAGCCUAUGAACUUUACAGUUGCUAAUGAAGACCACAAUUUGUACACAUUCGACAUGCGUCAAAUGACUCGUGCGAUGAAAGUGCAUAAAGACCACGUCUCGGCUGUCAUGGAUGUGGCGUACUCUCCAACUGGUCGGGAAUUCGUCGCAGGUUCAUACGAUCGAACGAUUCGUAUCUUUAACGUAAGAUCAGCUAAAAGUCGCGAGGUAUACCAUACACAACGUAUGCAGCGAAUCUUUUCGGUCAAGUUCAGUGCCGACUCGAACUUUGUGUUAUCCGGUAGUGACGAUACAAAUAUUCGUAUUUGGAAAGCUGACGCAUCGAAAAAACUUGCAAAGAUUGCACCACAAGAACGUCGUAAAAUGGAAUAUAACGAGUCGCUCAAAGAGCGAUAUCAGCAUGUGCGCGAACUUAAUCGAAUUUCAAAACAUCGACAUGUACCUCGAGCUAUUAAGAAAGCAACUCAAGCUAAACGUGAGUCUAGUACUCGGGAGCAAAAGAAAAUGGCUAGCCGUCGUGCACAUGCGAAAAAGGGAGCCGUGCCACAUGUUAACAUUCGAGAGAAAGUUGUGAUUAAGGAACUGGAGUAG